CAUAACAACCAUUACCUCUUCAAGCAAUUCAUACCAUAAAACCCUCUCUCUCUUCUCAAUUUUUGAACCUUGGAAAUGACUUCAUAUGAUCAAGAAAAACCAAUAGCCACUGGUGUUCCGGUCCAUGCUCCCAUGGUCCCUUGGUCUACUGGUCUUUGCGGUUGUUUUGAUGAUGGCAACAAUUGUUGCUUGACAUGUUGGUGCCCAUGCAUUACGUUUGGUCAGACAUCUGAGAUCAUUGACAGAGGAUCCUCAUCUUGUGGAGCGAAUGGGGCACUUUAUGCGCUAAUAGGAGUUUUCACAGGUUGUUCUUGGAUAUAUUCGUGCAUGUACCGCACCAAAUUCAGACAAUUGUACAAUUUAGAGGGAAGUAGUUGUAAUGAUUGUCUAACUCAUUUUUGCUGCACACCUUGUGCUUUAUGCCAAGAAUAUAGAGAACUCAAGAACAAGGGUUUUGACGUGCCAUUAGGAUGGCAUGGGAACAUGGAAAGGGACACAGGGGUUGUGGCGACUGCUCCACCUUCGGCGUAUGGAAAUAUGAACAGAUAAUGAUAAUCAUGGACUGUAAAAGCACAAAAGUUUAUGUGUAAAAAAUCCGUGAUGAAAAUGGGGUUUUUCUGGUGCCCGCGGUACUAUUGAGGGCAACUGUUUGUUUGUCUUAUAUUUUUUAUUCAGUAUAUAAGUAGGAUUAACGGGAUGUACCUAGCAAGUUUCUAUGUCAGUUUGAAUUUAAGGUAACGUUUGUGGUUGCAAAUGUUUGCUUCUCUGCUACUUUGGAGCUGGAUCAGGCUGGUUUGGCUUUGAGUUGGGUUAUCUAUGGGAUUGUUUAUGUGCUUGUUCCCGUUACGGGGGCGGCAUGGUUUAUUA
This is a messenger RNA of Papaver somniferum (opium poppy), 867 nucleotides long. Its product is annotated as cell number regulator 2-like. The transcript is spliced from 4 exons. The record is from RefSeq and is a predicted model, not a curated record. Bases 76 to 549 code for a protein of 157 amino acids. Lineage: Eukaryota; Viridiplantae; Streptophyta; Magnoliopsida; Ranunculales; Papaveraceae.